AUGGCAGCGUCCAUGUCACGCAAAAUUGUGAAGACAUCUUUCACUUUUGCUAAAACUGUAUGUGCUACCAAAUCUUUCACACAAACAAACUGUACGCGAUCGUUCAGUCUGUCACGAUGUGUAGCAGCCCGAUUUUACACAGACAAGCAUGAGUGGAUAUUCGUAGAUAGUUUGGUAGGAACAGUUGGAAUCUCCAAUUAUGCUCAGGAACAGCUGGGUGAAAUUGUGUACGUAGAAACACCAGAAGUCGGCACUAAACUGCAAGCUGGUGAUGUAGCAGGCUGUUUGGAGAGUGUCAAGGCAGCAAGUGAAGUCUACAACCCAGUCGCUGGCACUGUGAAAGAGAUUAACCAGAAACUGGUUGAAGUGCCUAGCCUUGUGAAUUCCUCUCCUCUUGGUGAAGGUUGGCUGUACAAGAUUGAUCUGCACCCAGAUACAAAAACUGACAAUUUGAUGACAGAAGAAGCCUAUGAAAAAUAUGUCGGUUCACUUGAUUCACAUUAA
Candidula unifasciata is the source of this 504-nucleotide messenger RNA. The record is from the annotation of a GenBank genome assembly. Lineage: Eukaryota; Metazoa; Mollusca; Gastropoda; Stylommatophora; Geomitridae.